Molecule: messenger RNA, 1933 nt
Organism: Scaptodrosophila lebanonensis
Lineage: Eukaryota; Metazoa; Arthropoda; Insecta; Diptera; Drosophilidae
Exons: 2
Coding region: 66-1790 (574 amino acids)
Source: RefSeq, a predicted model, not a curated record
GUAAAAGUUAAAAUUUUUAACAAAAACUUUGAAUUCACUCUUUGGGCUAAAGUUGUAUCGGCAGCAUGGAUAAUUUAGAGGCCACUCGUGCGCUUUGUGAGAUAUUAAAGAUUCCACUGCCCGAUAUCCCUACCAAUGGCCAACAUGUAGAUGCUGGCAGUGAUUGCGAUUCGAAGUCGCGCCUACAGCAGAUGCUCAAUGCAGAUGCUAAUGAGUUUGUGCCGUAUUGCAAGCGCGAGUCCGAUGCCGAAGAUGAGGACUUGUUAAAUUUGAAUGCAUUGAAGCGACACUUUGAGGCAUUCGACGAGUACAAAGAGCCGGAAAAAUCCGCUUUGGUUGUCAGUGAAGUCGCAGAUACGCUCAAGAGCAAGCAGCUGACAUUACCCUGGAAGGGGUUCCCCAAAACAUUGCGGACGGAACGCACCAAUCGCAAUACUGUCGUAAACGGCACGCACAUUGCGCCUACGAAGAAGGAUGCCCAAUCUACGGAUUCAACGAUGAAGCGUGCGAGGAAAGACAAAACAGCAACAGACAAGGACAUUCAAGGAAAUGCUAAAGAUAAUGACAAUGAAAAUGCACCUCUGCCACUUCCAACAAAGAAAAAGUAUGAAGCCGAUGAGAAAAAACGUGAACAUGAGCGGAAGGUGGCUCUGGAAGCCUUGAAGCUUGUUGAGCAGCGACGAAUGCGCGAACCACUUGUCCCGGCGAUCAGGGGAAAUAUAUUGCCAUCAUCUAAAUUACAGCGUCCAGUGGUUCAUUUAACGCGCUCUCCAGUGAGAUUUACGCCCGAAGAACGUGAACGUGUCGAUCGCUUGCGUGUGCUCAAACGCGAGCGGAUUGAGUUCGUGCUGCGCGAAAUGAAGAAGGAGCGGGAGCAGCAGAAGAGCCGCAAGAAUCCACCAGGUAGAGAUCGUAAUGCUAAAGCUGGAGAAAAAGUUGGCGAACCACAUCCGCGCAGUGAAGAGGUUGAGGCUCUUUUGCCCAUACCCAAGCGCAAUAUAAGCAGCAAAGUAGAUAUACCGGAUGAACCAAAGCACGAGUCCAUCGUGCCGCCUAAGCGUUACAUUUGUCUCCAGCGUUCCAAGCCAGAGCAAGUAGUUGUGCCAGCGGCUAAGCCAUUAUUGCCAGCUCGACGUUACAUACCCACAACUAAGGAAUGGGAUGAGCAAUGCAAGGCUAAACAAUUGUUGGCCGAAGCCAAGGCAUUGACGAAGUCCACCAUGGUUACAAAUAAAGAGAAUAAGGAGAAUGAGUUUGUGCAUGCCCCAAAUCAGCUUAUGGCCCACACAAAACUCAAGGAGCACAAGCUGGAUCAGGCUGAACAGCCCAAACGCGAGCUCCUCCAGUGUGUGAGCAAUGUGGGACGUGCCUCCAGCAUUCAAUACCAACAGGACGAAAUGCACGAGGAGCUGGUGUUAUCGGGAAAUGGCAAUGAAUAUAUUCUGCGACGUCGGCGCACAUACGGCACCGGAUUUCGUGCUCCGAAUACUAGCAUGGAGGAAUACUCCCUUGAAGUGGCACCAGGAGAGAUGCGUCGCGGCAAUUUGACUCACGCACGUAACCUGGUACGCGCUUUUCCCAAUUGGGUUCCAUCCCCAGUCCCAACUCCAGUGGGUACAGGUGUAGCCGCUCACAGUUCUCCAGAGUUGACGGCAAAAAUGCUACACAAGAAUAAUAAUGUGAUACGCUAUAAUAUCGAGCAGUUGCUGCAGAUGGAGCCAGAGCCUGCUGAUAUGAAAAAACCGAACUUUGCAGAAUUCCUGCACAAGUUUGGCUUCAUCUAUGAAUAGCAUAGGCGAUUGAGAGGAUUCCCUUUAAUCUACCAUUUAUAUAUUCUGCCUUUGUAUGUGUAUAUUUAUUUUUAGUAUGCCUUCAUUAACCUUUUUCAGCAGUCCCUUUAACAGUUCAAGAGGUUUAGUUACCAGUUAUGUUA